AUGAAGCUCAUUCUCGGUCUCUUCUUAACAGCAUGGGUAAAUGCAGAUCAGGUGAACCAAUCGCCAACAGGUAUAACAUGUGCAAAUGUACGUUGUCGCGAGGCUUGUCUCGAUAAUCCGACUCGUUGUGUUACGAGGUGCAACACAACCAGAAUUUGUUCACCUGACAAAGUUUGCUUGAAUGGAUACUGCGAGAACAAACCGAAAUUAACGUGUGCAACUGUUCUAUGUAUCACUGGGACAAUUUGUCUCGAGAAUCCAAUACGUUGCGUAAAACCAUGCCAAGACAAGCAGAAUAGUUGUUCGAGUGGUACAACCUGUACCAAUGGAUACUGCGAGGAAAUCCCAAAAUUGACAUGCGCAACUGUUAAGUGUCGUGGCGGUUAUGUAUGCUUAGAGAAUCCUAUUCGGUGCAUUCAGACUUGCAAGGCGAGAGAGAAUUGUUCCAAAGGCACCAUUUGUUUGAAUGGUUACUGCGAGAAAAUUUUCACCAGUCCCAUAAGAACAACUACGCCGUCGGUGUAG
Molecule: messenger RNA, 525 nt
Organism: Phymastichus coffea
Lineage: Eukaryota; Metazoa; Arthropoda; Insecta; Hymenoptera; Eulophidae
Product: protein psiR-like
Exons: 1
Coding region: 1-525 (174 amino acids)
Source: RefSeq, a predicted model, not a curated record